GGUAUUUUACUAGCUGUGUGCCAUGCCUUGGAGAACACAACAUCUGCCUUGAGUGGUCCCCCAGUGGCUGCCGCAGUCCGAUCCCAUUUUAACGACUGUCCCGACUCCCACAGUCAGUUCUGCUUCCACGGGACCUGCAGGUUUCUGGUGCAAGAGGAGAAGCCAGCAUGUGUCUGCCAUUCUGGGUUCGUCGGGACGCGAUGCGAACACGCAGACCUCCUUGCAGUGGUAGCUGCCAAUCAGAAGAAACAAACCAUCACUGCCUUAGUGGUGGUUUCAGUGGUAGCGUCCGUCGUCCUUAUUGUGGCUUGUGUACUAAUACACUGCUGUCAGAUAAGAAAACAUUGUGAGUGGUGCCGAGCCUUCAUCUGCAGACACGAGAAGCCCAGCGGGCUCCUGAAGGGGGGAACUUCCUGUUGCCGUUCAGAGACAGGUAGGAGGAACAAUUGUCGUACCAACGGCUUCCUUCUAAUAGUUUCAUUGGCUGGCCGCGGAGAUGGAGAUCCUGUUAAGGAGCUGAGUUCCGUUUAG
Messenger RNA from Emys orbicularis (European pond turtle), 531 nucleotides. It is a transcript of the gene TGFA, whose product is annotated as transforming growth factor alpha. Lineage: Eukaryota; Metazoa; Chordata; Testudines; Emydidae. The transcript is spliced from 4 exons. The annotation marks the transcript as partial. Gene Ontology annotation, biological process: epidermal growth factor receptor signaling pathway; positive regulation of mitotic nuclear division; positive regulation of cell population proliferation. Gene Ontology annotation, molecular function: epidermal growth factor receptor binding; growth factor activity. The record is from RefSeq and is a predicted model, not a curated record.